AUGUCUUACACCGGCAACAACAACGACUCCAGCUACGGCGACAACAACUACGGCGGCUCUAGCAACGCCUAUGGGUCCAGCCGCCGGGACAACGAUAACACCGACUCCUACGGUUCAUCUCGUCGAGACAACGACAAUGACAACUCAUAUGGCUCGUCCCGUCGCGGCGACAACGAUUCAUAUGGAUCCAGCCGCCGUGACAACGACAACAGCUACGGGUCUUCUAACACCUAUGGAUCCAGCGACAACUCAUACGGCUCAAGCAACAACCGCCGGGACAACGACAGCUCCUUCGGUUCUAGCAACAAGAAAGACAGCUUCGGCUCCCGCAAGGACAACAAUACCUCGUACGGGUCUAGCAACAACAACACCAGCACCUACGGGUCAUCAAACACCGAUUCCUUCGGCUCCAGCAACAAGAUCGGUUCGUCGCGAGACGACGACAACAGCUAUGGUUCUUCCAACCGCCGCGACAAUGAUAGCUACGGAUCCUCUAACCGUCGCGACAAUGAUACCUCCAAUUCAUACGGCUCCUCCCGGAACGAUAAUGACUCGUACGGGUCCCGCAACAACACGAGCUCUAACACUUACGGCUCGAGCGAUAACUCGUAUGGUAACUCCUCGUCUUACGGCUCUGGCAACAAAAGCUCGGGAGGAUAUGAUAACGACAAUGAUAACUCAGGUCGUAAGGGGGAUAGUCUUGCCGGUAAGGUGUUGGAGAAGGUUGGCUCGGCUUUCAACAGCGACCGCAUAGAAGAGAAGGGCCGUGAGAAGCGCCAUGGCGCGGGUGGAUUUGGUGACAACAGCAACGACUUCUAA
This is a messenger RNA of Hypoxylon trugodes, 819 nucleotides long. RefSeq lists its product as uncharacterized. The record is from RefSeq and is a predicted model, not a curated record. Lineage: Eukaryota; Fungi; Ascomycota; Sordariomycetes; Xylariales; Hypoxylaceae. The transcript is spliced from 3 exons. Bases 1 to 819 code for a protein of 272 amino acids.